GAACGUAUGGAAUUACCAAAUUUCAAUAUUGCCACCGAUCGUGCACCACCGAUCAAUUUAACAGUCUCAACGCUCGAAGAAGAAAUGUCAUCUAGCAUUAGAAAUCAAGACGAAUGCGAUGAGAAUACAGAGAAUAUCGAUCCUUUGUUAGAAGAAUCUGANCAAGAAAAUACGGUGUCGAGCCAUCCCACUGAAUCUUACAAAGUGAUGGAUGAUGUGUUGGCGGCAUCUGGAGAUGGACAUAAUCAAAAGCAAACACAACAACAAAAACGAAGCACAAUCUACGGCAUCUCUCAGGAGCUUCUGAUUGCUGAUGAAACGAUACGAAAUGAUGCUGACAAUCAGGGUGAUAGACGACGAUCGACGUUGAUUGACACAGCGGUUGAUGAGUUGAGAAGAAAAUCAUUGAAAAGUAGCGCACAAGAACCGCAGAUAGCACAGGUACCUCUGACGCAACUACCUGAGACAAGAAGAGUAUCGCAAGUGGUGAACAGCGCUGCGGUAUCUCAACCGAACAGUCAGCAGGACGAAGAAGAACCAAUGGAAAUUGAUCAAACGUUGAAUGAAUCUGAAAGGACGCAACGAAUGAGAACAGCAGCAAAUGCACCACCGCAAGCUAACGAACAGAAUGAAGGGAAACGUGGUGAAUGGCUGACUGAUUUGGUGCUCGGAGUUGGCACCACGAAAGUGCCACAACCGUAUGGUGUAGCACGGAAGUGGACUAAUUCAGUAGCAUCGAGAAAGUCUUAUGCAUGUGGACAAAGGAUUGACAACAAUGAUGAUGAGACGAUAGUCGAAGACGUUGGGAAUUCGAAAACAGCAACUGCUCGAAGUGUUCGUCAUUCGAUGGAUAGCGCUAUCACGAGACCAACGAGUGAUGUAUACGACAAUGUUGGUGAAACAUAUGUAAUGGCCGAAACAACGACAGCAACAACUCACGAGGAAGAGAUGGCCGCCAGAGCUCUGAUGGGCUUGAGCAAUGCUUCGGUAGCGACAAAAAUGCCCACAGAGAUUCAUCAAAGCCCUGAAAAAUUGCCAUCGUCGUCAUCAGCACAACCGGACUCAGUGAAGAAUGCAGUAGAAAAUGAGGAAAUAUCGCAUUCAUCUUCUCAAACCGGCAAUGAUACAGCUGGUACUCAGAGUCUGUCUCUGGAUGUACCACACACUGGCGUGCCUGCUGUGUUGAAGGGAACCUUCAAUGAGUCAUCAAUCGAAAAAAUCACCAAUGAAGGAGAUACCCACAACGAGAGUACUCUUGUGGCUACACGUUCGAUGCGUGAAGAAAUGUUGAAUUUCCUUGACGCUUCUUAUGGUGGUCAUGCAAAAGCGCCGAAGAGUAAUCGAACGUUGUUCUCUUUCAAAACACCGAAGAAAACUAACGCAGGAAAAAGUAAAGUUGACAUCAGACGGCAUUCGCAUCAUGUGACAACAGCAACGACAGCUCAGAAAGAUGCUGUUUUCGAAAAACGUGUUACGAGUACACCGUAUUCGGAAAAUCAACCACACGUCUGUCCUCGAUUCGCUGCACAUCAGGCGAGAUCGCUCUCACCAGCAAGAACAAAACAGCAGAAGAGUGCGCCGUCAACCCCGGUGAGUGGUUCCCGCAUGGUGCGUAUUGGGCCUGGCACACGCAUCCUUCAUUCACCAGUUGUGAAUGUGGCAAAAGAAGAUAAGUCUUCGCCAUUCCGAGUGCCCAGCAUUCCGAGCACCACUCGUCGAUCACAGACCACAUCAGUGGCUUUGCAACAGAUCGCUGACUACAAAUCACCGGAUCGAAGCCGUGAAUUCGAUACAGUGAAUAUCUCCUCUUCAACAAACACGCUACUGCCCUCGCCACGACCAUCCGGAACGAAGCAUUCUCGAAUCCCGGCGCCCAGCGCCGAAGAAGCUCCAAAGCAACAACAACAGCGUCAGCGCCACUCGGUUAAAUUCAACGCUGACGUGUCCGAUGAAGUGAAGCAAUACCUCAUAUCAGGGGGCACUCCACGUCCGAACUCUCGAAAUGAAAGCGGUACUCAAGCUGCAGCACGCGCAGUGCAAGCCACAAGCCCGUCGUCACCGUGCCCAAGACGAAGUGGCUUUGUGCUAAUCGAACCGAAAACUCCGGCCGCCGGUUUUGAUUUCUCUCAACUGUUGUCCGAACAGCUGUUGGCGAGUGGUCCCGUGUGCCGUCGUCAACCCCUACAAAAUCGUCGUUCUAGUCGUCUCCCCUUACCGAAACUGAAUUUUGACACGAAACCUGAAGAUGGAUUAGAACAACAGAACAAGCCAAAGACUGAGUUAGGAGAUGCCAACCAAUCGACAGAUUCAACAGAAAAGGGAGAGCCCAUCCGAAAGAUAGUGAUUGGUGAUGAAGACGAUGAGGAUGUGGGCGAUUAUGGUAUGGAUGGUCUGGAGAGUGAAGCAAGUCGUUUGAGUAUUCACGACGAUGACGAAGUGGACGAUGCGAUUGAUCGAGUGAAGGUAUGGGCAAAGGAAACUGUACGAGCAACUGAACAGCGAAAGAGUAUUCGCACAAAGUUGUUGGAUCUUUCGAUAGCAACGUUAAAUUCGCCAGAAGUGGAGAAGGACUCGACCUAUCGUCUUCAGAAAACGAUCGUCGACAGUCAACAAGAUUCGUUGGCCUUAUCAAGCACUACAGCAGAUAUCUCAGCGUGCUCGUCGCACUAUUCACCCAUCCAUAUAACUGCUGCACCCGAGCCAAAACACGAAGAAGUCGGGUAUUUGGCGAAGAGAAAAAUUGAACAUCCGCAUGAUAUACCCGCGGGUGUGCGACGUUCAACACGAAAUCGUGUGCCACCGUUGCGUUCUUGGCUCGGUGAACAACCAAUCUAUCGAAUUGACGAAAAUCACACUCUUGAACUGGUCGACGUUUCAACGGUGAGCAUUCGAGAUCGGUAUCUUCUCAAGUAUAAUACUGCUUCACCAACUGUUGCGUUUGAGCGUGCUGCGCGUACACAAAAACAACGAGCGCAUGCAAGGAAACUUCUUCGGGAGUCGAAGCUGUCUCGUAAGAAACAAAAAAUCAAGGAACUGAAGGAGAAGCACAAACGCGCCGAGGAUUUGGACGUGAGCACUCAGGAUAUCAGAACGUCUUCAUCUGAAUCUGAGAGCGACUAG
Messenger RNA from Anisakis simplex (herring worm), 3120 nucleotides. The record is from the annotation of a GenBank genome assembly. Lineage: Eukaryota; Metazoa; Nematoda; Chromadorea; Rhabditida; Anisakidae.